This is a messenger RNA of Pyricularia oryzae 70-15, 794 nucleotides long. RefSeq lists its product as uncharacterized. Gene Ontology annotation, biological process: anaphase-promoting complex-dependent catabolic process. The record is from RefSeq and is a predicted model, not a curated record. Lineage: Eukaryota; Fungi; Ascomycota; Sordariomycetes; Magnaporthales; Pyriculariaceae. Gene Ontology annotation, cellular component: anaphase-promoting complex. The coding region runs from base 162 to 710 and encodes 182 amino acids. The transcript has a single exon.
AUGCAGCAUCUCCAUGAAUUUGGUUUGCAUAUCGCACCCCACGUGACAAAAGAUAUCAAGCCUCUUGUUCACCAGUCGUACUUUUAAUUCACCCUCAGUAUUAAGAAACAGAUUUUUUUUUAAAAAAAAUAAAAACUGAGCACAAAAGAAAAUCAGUCAAAAUGCUGAGGCGCGCCCCGACAGUCAUCUCCAUAACGGCAGAAGACGUAGCCGCAUACGAGGAUCGGCAGGAACACCUGCGCCAGAGGCGGCGGCAGGGAUCCCGCGCCGCGCCGGUCCUCAAGACGGCAACGGCAACAACAAUAACAACCACAACGCCUCAGCAGCGCCAACAAUAUAUCCAACAGCAGCAGCAACAACAACACCCCUACACAGAUGAUCACCCAAACCAAUAUGCCUCAGAAGACGAGGACAUGGACGAUAUUGUCGGCAACGACGACGAUGUUGAUGAAGAAGAUGACACAGCCCCGCCGCCACCACCACCCCACGCCCGCCAGCCGCGACAGCCGAGGAUGCUAUCGCAGGAGCAGCGGGGAGGUGCGCACCGUGGAGGGGCAGUAGGAGCCGCAGCGGCGACGACGCCGACGCCAUCGCAUCAGGCUGGCGGCGGGAGGGGGAGCAGUGCACAGCAGCCACCCGCCGCUCCCGGCGGGAGGGUGACGAGGAGUCGGGAGGAGAGGAUCGGCGUAGGGGCUUCGCGGAGGCGAUGAGAGAAAAAAGUAGCAGGCGACGAGAAAUUGGGCUGUUGUCUAUAGGGCGGGGUGGAAAUUCAAAAAAAAAAAAAAAAAAAAAAA